Messenger RNA from Fonsecaea multimorphosa CBS 102226, 1032 nucleotides. RefSeq lists its product as uncharacterized. Lineage: Eukaryota; Fungi; Ascomycota; Eurotiomycetes; Chaetothyriales; Herpotrichiellaceae. The transcript is spliced from 2 exons. Gene Ontology annotation, cellular component: cytoplasm. The record is from RefSeq and is a predicted model, not a curated record. The coding region runs from base 1 to 1032 and encodes 343 amino acids.
AUGUCCCUGCCCAACCCGCUCCCAACCCUCCCCCUCGGCUCCUCCGGCCCCUCCAUCCCCGCCAUGUCCAUCGGGAUGAUGUCCCUGGGCCACGCGUACGGCUCUGCGGGCGACGACACGGAGCGUCUCGCGUUCCUGGACGCCGUGUACGGGCUCGGCGCGACGCACUGGGACGACGCCAACAUCUACGGCGACACCGAGACGCUCCUUGGGAAAUGGUUCACCGCGAACCCGGACAAGCGCAGGGACGUGUUUUUGACCACCAAGUUCGGGUUCGCCGGCCAGGACGACCAGGGCAACUAUAUCAUCAGAAGUGACCCGGAGAAUGUCCGGAGCUCUUGCGAGGAUAGUCUGGGCAAGUUGAAGAGCGGGUGGAUUGAUUUGUAUUAUUGUCAUCGCGUGGAUGGGAAGACGCCCAUUGAGGAGACGGUCAAGGCCAUGGUCGAGUUGAAGAAGGAAGGCAAGAUCCGCCACCUCGGCCUCAGCGAAGUGACCGCCUCAACCCUGCGGCGCGCGCACGCCGUGCACCCCAUUUCCGCACUGCAGAUCGAGUACUCGCCCUGGGCAUUGGAGAUCGAGACCAACGGCGUCCUGGACGCGUGCAAGGAACUCGGCGUCGCCGUGGUCGCUUACUCGCCGCUGGGCCGCGGGUUUCUGACCGGAACCAUCAAAUCCGCCGCCGACGUGCAGGGCGACUUCCGCGCGUUACUGCCCCGUUUCCGUCCCGAGAACUUUGACAAGAAUCUCGUCCUGGUGCGCAAGUUGGAGGAAAUCGCCGCCAAGAAGCGCGUCUCGACCAGUCAGCUUGUGCUCGCGUGGUUGAAGCGCCAGUGGCCCCGGGGGAUUCACCUGCUUCCCGGAACGAGGAGCGUGGAGCGUGUCAAGGAGAAUCUUGGGGCACUGUUUGUCGAGGUCGAUGACGAUGAGGAUAGAGCGAUUCGCAAGGCGUGUGAGGACUGUACGGUCGUGGGCAUGAGGUAUCCUGAGGCUAUGGCGAGUUUCCAGGUCGGGGAGACGCCGGAGUUGAAGUAG